Xyrichtys novacula (pearly razorfish) is the source of this 7814-nucleotide messenger RNA. Lineage: Eukaryota; Metazoa; Chordata; Actinopteri; Labriformes; Labridae. The record is from the annotation of a GenBank genome assembly.
UGACUGCUGCGUCUGCACAGACAGUAGCUGCAGAGUGAGCACAGCUACCAGGGACGCUCUCUGCUGCUGCUGCUGCUGCUGCUGCACGGUGAGAGGAGAACCGGGACCUGAAGGUAAACACAUUUUUAUUUGUUUUCAACAUCCGUCUACUCUGUUAUAGCUCUGCUGGUUAAAACAAACAUAAGGAUUAGAGAGAGAGAGACGAGACUGAUGCAUUGUUAUAGGACUGAACACGUACCGACAGCAAGUUUGCUUUACUGGUGGUUUAACCACCAACGAACAAGAGAUUAGACAUGUGUGAAAACCAUAGACUGUAUACAGUCUAUGGUGAAAACCAUCAAACUGGCCUGGUAGCCGGGUAUUGAUUUCUGUCGGAGAUGCACUGAGCUAACGCAGCGAGGAGAUGAUUCACCCAGACUUUAGUAGCCUAUUAGAGUAUUAACUCGUAUUGCUCGAUAAGAGAUUAAAGGAGGUACAGUUUGAAACUAAGUGAUUUAAACUGCAUACGCUUUAUUCUUUCAUAUUUCCUGGCAUAGAUACCAAAUAAAUGACACAACACUGUUAAAAAUAAAGCACUUUUUUGGUCUGAAAAUUUUAAUCUAUGGCAAAAAAAAAAGAGUGAAAUCAGCACAGACCCCGACACCAACCCCGGAUGUUCAAGUGCACGAGUGCUGAAACCACAGUUCCUCCAGUGUCCACUUGGGGCAGGCUGCAAAAGUACACUUGCCCCAAAGAAGUUAGCAGCUGCAAAAAUAAAUCAUGACCAUUAAAAAACAUUCAAAGAAAUGCCAAAACAACUGCCAUAUAAACUGCUUUGUGGUAAAAGAAAUUGAUCAUGUGACCAAAUAUUUAGGAGAUGGGCAUCAAUUCAUUGAGUCUGUGAAGGUUAGAAGCACAUGGGUGAAGGGGUUAGGCAUUUAUUUCCAAAAAGAAAAAAAAUAUUUCACUCUUGAAAAUGAAUUUAGUCUGUCAUAAGUUUGAUUAGAAUUGUGGUUAGACCAAAAAAGAUCAUUUUAAAUUUGUUGUAUACAUCAAUUGUGGUAUCUAUGAGCUACAACAUGAGGUCAAAAACCUAGCAUAAAAAUCCACCAUUUUUUCUAAGAGGACUAAUAAAGUCAUAAUAGUAGUUCUGGGGUAAGAUGAGCCAGUGGCACAAUGUAGAAAGUAAAGGAGUCUGAUGAGAGGAUCGGAGUUUCAGUUCAGAUUGUUGAAAUGUUUUACUUUUUCUUUUCAAAACUACAGCUGUGAAUGUUCUGAAUUACCUAAAGGCAUUCUCAUGUUAAAAUGGCUUUUUACAAAACAGCUUUUUAGCAGUUAUAUGCAAUAAUAAUAAACAAAAAUACACAUGAAUGUGAAGAAGUGACUGUUAGGUGAGGGAUAUGACUCAACUUACCCCGCUCCUAUGCUCAACUUACCUCCAUACACGGGGUAAGUUGAGCAUAGGAAACCUUUUUUUUUGCAUGCUAUAUUAUCAAGAAUGUUAUGUUUACACUCAUUUUGUUGGUUUGCAGGGAUGCACAACAUCUUGAAAUAUAUGCAGAUAUACUAGUUAGAGACAAAACUAUGAUUGCCUUGAUGUAGUGAUCUGAAAUAUGAAAAAUGGUUCAUCUUACCCCAGUCUUCACUAUUUUGUAUUUUUUAAAGGUUCUUGGGUUUCAUAAAUACUUUUGGGUUUGUGAAAUAAAUUGACGUAUCUAGAAAUUUGUGUGUUUCGUGCAAACCUUUGCAAUGCUAAAAUAUGUUUUAUUAAUUUUAUUAAUUACCUCUGCAUUUCAGGAGCUAUAUCUGUGUGUUUUUUUUAAUCAUUUUGCGCUCUGUCAAACCUUUUAUUAGUUACUUCUGCAUAUGGUCUUGAAUGAACUCUAGCAGAAACGCUCUAAAUCAGCUGCAGUAGUCUGGCUGUUUUUGGAAACCUGACUCUCUUUCACAAUAAUGGAGUCAGCCGAGGAUAAAUGCAUAUCCCAGUUUUCAGGUCCUGCUGGAACACGAGUCCUUUAUCCUUUUAUAUACUAUAAUCUGUUACCACACCCAGAUUCCUGACUCGCUUGGUGGUUUCACCUGGAAUGACUGCAGCUCGAUAUAUGAUACAGUAAAGUGAGGGUAUGGCUGAUUUGACAGACAAGCAGCCACAUUGCAGCUGCUUGAGAGGAAGGCUAACACCAGACUGAGCUCAAACUUUUCACCUGUGUCUUGGUCGGCCGACAGUAACUCUUCUUUAAAGUUUGUGCUGUGCAUCAUCAAUGAAUUUGCAUGUCUUUGGUCACAGGGAAAAUGUCAAUACAGAAGUUGCAGGAGUGGCGAGAGCAGAUCCGCACAGAGCUGGACAGUGUGGUCGAUUUCUGGCUGAAAUACUCUCAUGACACUGUGCAUGGGUACGGAAGCUGCUCUUUAAUGCAAAUGAAAUCAAUUUGCAUGCAAAGUCUCUGCAGACGCAGCUGAGUCUAUGCCCAUGGUGAUGACACUGAAUCUCUAUUACCUAUCUUAGAGGAUUCUUCACAUGCUUGGGGAGAGAUGGGACGGUGUAUGAUGAGCUGAAGUACGUCUGGCUGCAGGGGAGACAGGUAUGGCUCUGCAGUGACACCAGCUGUAUGAAACGUGGGCAUUAGGUGUGAAUAAUUUGACUUGUCUCUCUUUCAGGUGUGGACGUACUGUCGGCUCUACAGAACCAUGGAGCGUUUCCGCAGGCAUGAAAUCCUUGAAGCAGCAAAAGCGGGUGAGUGUGAGUGUGUUUAAGGGGACACCUGCUGCAUAAGGACAGAGAGCACAGUGUAGGGCUGAUGGUGAGGGCGAGAUGUGCUUUCAUUUAAGACACAAGCCACAUCAUUCAUGGACCUACAAAAACACAUGUAAAAAAAACACUAGUGCAAAGACAACAUGUAAAUAAAGAUUUUUUAUUAUUAUACCACAUAGAAUAAAGAUCCAGAAACACCAGUGGAGUCAAAAUCUGAUAUCCUUUUUGGAAAUCAUGGACAGCGUAUCCUUUUUCCUGAAAAUUAGAGCUUGUUAUCAGUCCAAAGCCAGCAUCACUGAUGGUAUGGGAAUCAUCAGAGUCCAUGUCAUGGGUAGCUUCCACAUCUGUGAAGGCUCCAUUAAUGCUGAACAAUAUAAAAAGGUUUAGAAGCAACAUUUGCUGACAUCCAGACAAUGACUUUUUCAGGCAAGAAUGGGACAACAUUUCACUUUCAGACUCCAGAAACUGGUCUGCUGGGUUCACUAACGUUUACAGAGGGUUGGGAAAAGAAGUUCUGAUGACACCAGAUGAGAAACAUGAACAGCUUUCACUUUCAGUUUCAACAUUUGAUUUAUUUUCUCUGCACCAUUUUCACUUACAUUUUUAAUACCCUAACUUCUCUUCCUUUAAAUAUUUGACUCUGUGUCUCAGCUAUUCUUAAAUCAAGGUUGAGCAUAAUGUCAUGUUUGUCAUCAGGAUAACAAACACUGAGUUUGUAGACACUAACUCGUCUGUACAUCUGUGCAACAGAUGGAGCAUGGCAGGCUUUUGUUUGCAAACUGCUGUGAUUAAUUAUGGUGCUCAGAGUGUUUGCUCUUUGCUUUCAGAGAUCCACAGUGAAGUGCAAAACAAGUCACUGACCUGCAAACUGUCUCCUGCUCAGGAGCUGAUGAUAUCAGGGAUGCUUUUAGCUUUACCGAUGUUUAUUUUCUGGGUUUACAUGAAAGCUCUUAAAAGGUUUAUGUCAUCCUCAAACAAAGCUCUUAUAUUAACUACCACACGUCUGAAUAAAGCCAUUAAAGAAGCAAAUGUGUUUUUGUAUUCUCAUCACAGAUAACCAGAAGUUAAUAUGGUUCUGUAUCUAAUUUCAGGAGGAUCCUUCCUCAGAAGGUUUGCUCGUGUACCCAGCAGCAGCAGCGGUCAGUGGAAAUGUGCCUUCUGUUUAACCAGAGAGGGAAAAGCUGUGAAAAUUCAAAGGACGAUCUUCAGUGAGUGUUUUUACAUCAUGGCCAUGGAUGAGCUGGGCAGAGUCACUGGUGACAAAGACUUGCAGGUACACAUGCUUCAUUAAAACUAUUUAGCACAUACAGGAAAGGAACAGAAGCUUAUUUCCCUGCCUAUGAAUCAAACUUUCUGUCUCUGAUAUUCUGACUGCUGCCCAAAAAUUUCAAUUUUGAGUGUGAUUUUGCAGGAUUGAGCCAAAUGUUUCCAUUUCAACAAAUCUAGAAAACCAAACCACUCCAAGUUGAUGAAAAACUUCUCAAAAUGACUCACUCAAUGCAGGAGCCCUUAGAUUGGAUUUAUGCUGAGGGUGCACAAGCAGAAAAAAGAUGUUUCAAGUAUUUAGUUACAGAAAAUCUAGUUUCCUUCCUUUUUUUGUUAACUUGGAUCAUGGCUUCAUCUGGCCAUGUUUUUUUUUUUUUUUUGUCACAUAAACUUUCUGACUCUGAGACGUCACUCUCUCCUCCUCUUUUGUGGGAUUCUUAGCUGGAGGCUGAGCAGAUGAUGGAGCAGCUGAUCUUCUGGGUUCGGGAGGACUCGUCCAGUCUGGGCCGGCCGCAGCUUCCCGGAGACGUUCCCACCAACAGCAUGGCGGUUCCCAUGAUGCUGUUGUGUCUGGUGCAGCAGCUGACUGAAGACCGGGGGGAGGAGGUGGUGCAGAAGUACAGAGAACUGGGCAGCUGGUGUGUGAAACAGAUUCUGCAACACAUACAGGUGUGUGAACAUAUAGCAGACUGCCCUCGGUGUAAAUGGAGGCCUGUCUUUUAAGAUCUUUAAAUUGCAUGACUAAUUCAGCUUGAUUCGUCAGCUGCUGAUUAUGGUGGUGUUGCAGUUAGCAUUAUGGAUAAAGUCAGUGUGAUUGAAGUGGGGUGACCUCCCUUUAGAACAGAUGCCUGAAGUUUCAUUUCUUCUUCUUCUGCAACUCCUCACAGAGAGACGGCACAGCUAUUUUAGAGAAUGUGUCAAUAGAGGGAAAAGAGCUGCCAGGCUGUCAGGGCCGACUGCAGAACCCGGGUAACCACAAUCACAAACACACACAUACAAAUACACACCAAAAAAGUGCAUGAGGAAGCUUGAGUUGUCCUUUUCCUGCUGAUUGUGCUGACUCAGGCCACGCUCUGGAGGCCGGCUGGUUCCUGCUGCAGUUCAGUGCGGCGCGAGGGGACAAGGAGCUCCAGCAGACCGCCAUUAACAAGUUUAUGGAGCUUCCGUAUAAGGCAGGUUGGGAUACAGAGCACGGAGGCCUCCUCUACUUCCUGGAUGUGGACGGUCACUGCCCCACACAGGUGAGACAGGCUGCUAUAUACACACACUCGUUUUUUCUCUGUCAGGGUUAAUGCUGUUGCUGUGAUAAACUGUGUGUAGAUAAUGUCUGAAAUCAGCGUGUUCAUUUUUGUGGUCAGUUGGAGUGGAACAUGAAGCUGUGGUGGCCUCACUGUGAAGCUCUCAUCGCCUACCUGAUGGCCUACAGUCACACUAAGAGACCAGAGCUGCUGGAGAGAUUCUCUCAAGUUUAUGAGUACACCUUCAGUCACGUGAGUUAUUACUGAGGGAAACGUACCCGAGGAAAAAUCUCAUGCUACACCUCUGAAGUGUUUAAUGUUAACAAAUGACCAUCACUAGGACUUGCAGCUUUAUGAAGCCUUACUUCAGAUGCACUGAAAUAUUCCUUUGAUGUUCAUAUUUUAAAAACACAUCCCUCUGUAUUCUUCAGUGUAUUGUCAUCCUGAUAAAUUGACCUUGUGCUUGACAGUUUCCAGAUGCUGAGGGAGGUGAGUGGUUUGGAUAUCUGAGUCGAGAGGGGAAAGUAGCUCUGGAUUUUAAAGGAGGGCCGUUUAAAGGUGAGAACAUAACUUUGGUGGAGGGAAAAACGGAAACCAAACCAACAGAAAAACCUGUCCAAUAAUCUUCAAUUGUUUACCAAUUACAAAAUAUUCCUUAGUUUUCUUUUAAAAUGUAUUAUAAAACUGUCCUAUUAUUAUGAAUAUUGUUAUUAUUAUGUUUUUUCUGUUUAAUAUGACCUGUAUUUUUUACUGUCUGAUGAAAAUAACAUAUAAUCACAUUUCUCUCAACCUCACGAGUAGAAAAACAAAGAUUAGCUUGAUAUAGUUUUUUUGUCUGUCCUUGCAGUCCUGUUCAAUUUACAUUCUGCGCUGUUGGUUAAGAGUUGCGAUCACCUUCUUGUUUUUAGGUUUCUUUCACGUCCCUCGCUGCCUCUACAUGUGUGAGCGUCUGCUGGAUGAUCUUCUGGGAAAUAAGGACUGAAAACAUGAUGAAUGUUAUAAAGUGAGAUUAAAUCUGAUCUCCUUGUAUGUUCCAGGUUGAAGAGUCAGGUUAUGAAGUAAGAUUGCACUAAUUGUCCGAUAUAUAGAAGCCUUAUGCAGACAUGCACCUCCUACUUCAUCCUGCGAUAAAUAAUUCUGUGUUGUUUUGUCAAGAUCAUAUUUUUCUAGUAAUCUGGGAAUUAAAAGUUUAUUUUCUUGUGGGAACGAUUUUCAGGCGAUCUUGAGAUUAAAACAACAAACCACAACCUGCUGCCACCAGUCACAGUUACAUGUUAAGCCCGGAGACUAUUUACUAAAAUGGACGCUAUAAGUGUUUACAGACUGUGAAGUCUAAAUAUUCAGAGCUCCCCCUACAGGCUGUCUGCAGAGUAGGUCAUAAGGCCUGCCUUCUUAAUGUUACCAGAGAUGUUUGUUGUCAUUAUAGCUAUGCAGAUUUAUGUCCAAGUGCUUACUUUUCUGAGAAGGUUGGUUUGAAGUUGUUAUUUCAUUUCAAAAUAUUGAUUGAUUGAUUGAUUGAUUGAUUGAUUGAUUGAUUGAUUGAUUGAUUGAUUGAUUGGCCAAUGACACUCCUGCACCACUGUGUGCAUCAAAUAAUCAGUUAAACACAGGAAAAGUGAGGGAAACUGUAACAGGAAUAGUCACUGAACUUUCCAUAACUGCAAGCAUCAGCUUCAAACCCACACAAGAACCGGUUCUGCUGUGGACUAGACCCACUUUAGGGAGCUUAAAUGGUUAACCACUGAGUUAAAUGUGGGUUUUACUAAGUGGAAGAGGUGUGACCUGAAGGGUAGCAUGCAUGCGCCUCCUAGCUAUCUAAGGAUUUUCCCACAAUCCUUAAUCCUACAUCAACCUGAAUGUAAGACAGGAUUUUUUUUUCAACAUAAUAUAUUUGGAAAAAGUGGGACUUUUUGGGGAUGUUUAGCAACUAAACACCAACAUUCAUUACAAAAGUGGAUAGCAUUGCUUUUCUGAACCCCUAACGGCUGAGACUGGUCAUCUCACUAUGUCAGAGAGGUGAAAGAUGAGGAGACAUAUUCAGAGGACAUGCUUUCUGAGUUGUUUUGAGGUGCAAAUCUCCAGGUAUUUGAGUUAUUGUUACUUGAAGCUGCUCAUCACAAUAACAGAGCUGAUAUCUUUGAUUAGAAAUACCCUGGUAACCCUAUAGACUCGUCCUUCCCAUUAAACAAUUACCACUGUUUUUAUACCAAAAUGUGCCUUUUACAUGCUCACUGACAGCAUUUUAGGGCAAUGAUACAGUUUAUUUAGUAACUCUGCCAUACUAUAAAAUUUGUAAGGGAAAAUUUGAAGCUGCACUGUCUUGACCUUACCGACUAUGAACUGCUUAACCUGUAGAUGUUCUACCUGUGGGCGAAUACCUAACAGCCAAUUAUAUGUGUAACAUGAUGGAUGCUGUUUGAUAAUUAUAUUGGGCUUAUUUUGUCAUUAAUCAGUGUAUAACAUUGAAUUUUAAACAUGUCGGUUAACUGUAGUUUUUUUUACCUUUUGAAAAGCCUCUGCUCCCAAAAGCAGAAUUAUACAUGAGGAGUCAUGUUGAAUUAAACACUUUCUGCACAGCU